UUUUCCAUGUGCUUGUCUAAAAAUAUGCGUUUAUUCUCAUGAGGCCAACUGAAGAAACGCACAUGCUGACGCCCAAAUCGAUUAAUACUUCAACGCGAUAGAAACUGCAGGUUCAGGAAAUGUUGAAAUGAUAACUGCAGUUGUGAAUGGCGGUUUCAAGUUCAUAAACAGUUCAGUGGCUGGUUGUUUACGGCAGUCGUAGUCAAACUGAAUGAAAAUGGUGGUGACAGGAGUUAUUUUAGUGUUGUUCGUAUAUCACGUGCAAAAGACAGGUGGCCAUGAUAAACAAAAAUACAAUAUAGGUGGAAUUUUCCACGACGAAUCCCAAGAAAUAGCAUUCCAAAUUGCAACGUAUUCCAUGAACAACAAGUAUCCAGUCUCUCACAUCGAACUUUUUCCACAUACCUACCGAAUUUCCCAGUACAACACUUUGGAGGCAUACAGAGCAACCUGCGAACUUUUCGAAAACAGAGCAAUUGCCUUAUUCGGACCAAACUCCGUUGAAUCUUCACCUUUCAUCCAGUCCCUAUGCGACUCAAAAGAGAUACCUCACAUAGAAAUUCACCGUAGUUUGAAUUUGGAAAGAAACGACACUUUAGUGAAUUUUUAUCCUCACCCGAAAGUGCUGUCGUUUUUCUUCAUGGACCUGAUUGAGGCCUUCAACUGGAAAAAAGUUAUUAUCAUUUACGAUAAUGAUGAGAGUUUGCUGAGCGUCAGUUCUUUAUUGGAUUUCAACAACCGGAGAGGUAGAAAGGUUUUACUCAAGCAACUACAUUCGGCGGGUAGCAAAGGAAACUAUAGACAAAUGCUGAGCGAAGUAAAAGCUUUAGGAGAAACUAGAUUCGUUUUGACCUGCUCCACUGAUAUUUUGGAAAAUGUUUUGAAGCAGUUGCAACAAGUAGGAAUGAUGACGGAAAUAUAUAGCUACCUUAUCACAGAUCUGGAUAUGCAGACCAUAGAUCUCGAGCCAUUCCGGUAUGGCGGAACCAAUAUUACAGGGAUCAGAAUGGUUGACCCAGAACAGACUGAUGUCAAGCAAAUAGCUUUGAUAGUGCAGCCUCACGGUGAUGGCCAUAAGGUGAGAGUGGAAACGGCUCUGAUAAUCGAUGCGGUGACCCUAUUCUACGAGACACUUUAUGACCUUACCAUUGACCAGAAGAAGAUUUUGAAAGCACUGCCACUAAGCUGUAAAUCUACAAACAGUUGGAAUGACGGUUAUACCAUAAUAAACUUGAUGAAAUCGAAAUCUACACAAGGCAUAACGGGACUUGUGCAGUUUGAUGUGGAAGGUUUCCGAAGAGAUUUCAAAAUAGACGUUCUCGAGUUAUUUCCUGAUGGAUUGCUCAAAAUUGGAGAGUGGAAUUCGUCUGUGCGAAAUGUUCAUUUGAAUCGACCAGAUAGAGUGAAAUAUGGAAGUGGUAAACCAGGAGAUAAUAUCUUCAACAGGACAUUUACUGUACUGAUAAGUAUAACUCCUCCAUAUGGAAUGCUCAAAGAAACCACGACACAGCUGAAUGGAAAUGAUAGAUACGAAGGUUUUGGAGUAGACGUUAUUCACGAGCUAUCAAAAAUUUUGGGAUUCAACUACACGUUUGUUCUUCAAGAGGACGGACUUUAUGGAAACUACAACAAAACAUCAGGGGAGUGGAAUGGGAUGCUCAGAGAGAUUAUAGAUGGGAGAGCUGAUUUGGCGAUCACGGAUUUGACUGUUACAUCUGAAAGAGAAAAUGCAGUAGAUUUCACAAUGCCAUUCAUGAACUUAGGUAUAAGUAUUCUCUACCGAAAACCAGAACCAGUUCCACCAAGUUUGUUCAUGUUCGUGUCACCAUUUUCAUUCUAUGUAUGGAUCUUGUUAGCAGUUUCGUACUUCGUAGUUUCCAUCAGUUUCUUCGUGAUGGGAAGGUUAUCCCCCACAGAAUGGCAGAACCCCUUUCCUUGUGUGGAGGAACCGGAGUACCUUGUUAAUCAAUUCACCGUCAGGAAUUCUUUAUGGUUCACUGUUGGAGCUUUGAUGCAGCAAGGUUCGGAGCUGGCGCCAGUUGCAAUUUCUACAAGGACCGCGUCAGGAGUGUGGUGGUUUUUUGUACUGGUUAUGGUAUCUUCCUACACUGCUAAUUUGGCUGCUUUUUUGACAGUCACUACGUUGGUCACCCCAUUCAAAGAUAUCGAAGAGUUAGCUGCUCAAGAGGAAAUCAAAUUUGGUGCUAAAAAAGGAGGAGCAACAGCCCACUAUUUCAGGGUGAGAGUGAUUCGAAUUUAUCCAAGUACCAAAAAGUCUGGAGCUACAUGGUUCACCAUCCAGAGCUGAUGAUGGACGACAAUGA
Leptinotarsa decemlineata (Colorado potato beetle) is the source of this 2324-nucleotide messenger RNA. RefSeq names its product glutamate receptor ionotropic, kainate 2. Gene Ontology annotation, biological process: monoatomic ion transport. The record is from RefSeq and is a predicted model, not a curated record. Lineage: Eukaryota; Metazoa; Arthropoda; Insecta; Coleoptera; Chrysomelidae. Gene Ontology annotation, cellular component: membrane. Gene Ontology annotation, molecular function: signaling receptor activity; ligand-gated monoatomic ion channel activity.